GUUGUUGUAGCGGCAAACACAGAUUAACGGCGCUGUCGAGUUGUACCCCUAUGGAUCAUCCGUCCAGGACAGCAUGACGCCCAAAACUGACGAUGGAUCCAGUCCCGCUUUGACGGCGAUAACUGGAUUCAAAUACUACGGGACUGUUUACAAUACUUUCUACGUUAACAAUGACGGGUCGAUAACUUUCAAAGGACCGGCACAAUUCAGUGACACGACGAUGUAUGCCCCGGGCACGACGACGGCCGUUUGUGCCUUCUGCGCCGACAUCUCCAUCAACAACGGCGGCACGGUCUGGUACAGGCAGACGACCGAUGCGGCCUUCAUGGCCGAGCUAGCAGAGACGGCGCAACAGUUCGGGAUGUUCGAUCCAGGAUACAGUCCGGUUUCUGCUCUAGUGGUAACGUGGGAAGACGUCGCAGAUUACUUUGCGACUCCAGACAAGCGGAACACAUUCCAGGCUGUGCUAGCCACUGACAACGAGACGUCGUCGAUGGUGUUGCUGUUGUACGACAAAAUGACGUGGGUCAGGGACACCAUAGACUACGCAACACAAUUCCCCGAGGCAGACCCAGCUACCUUACCGCAAAUAAGAACUCAGGCUGGGUUUAUUAGCGGAGUAAACAACGAGCUCCAUCUCCUGGACGGGUCAUGGUCCAAUGAGUUAAUCAACGUCACGCUCUUGUCGAAUAUUGGAAUUCCAGGAAAGUACCUCUUCCGAGUCGAUGUCGAUAUCACAGAACCAACAUUCGCAGCAGCAACAAACACUACAACGGAGACAACAGCCAUUCCACCAUCGACAACAGCCACUCCACCACCACCAAUAGUGACAACGGCCACAACAACUACACCAACAACCAUUCCACCAUCGACAACAGCCACUCCAACUACGCCAGUAGCGGCAACGACCACAACAACUACACCAACAACCAUUCCACCAUCGACAACAGCCACUCCAACUACGCCAGUAGCGGCAACGACCACAACAACUACACCAACAACCAUUCCACCACCGACAACAGCCACUCCACCACCACCAAUAGCGACAACGACCACAACAACUACACCAACAACCAUUCCACCAUCGGCAACAGCCACUCCAACUACGCCAGUAGCGGCAACGACCACAACAACUACACCAACAACCAUUCCACCAUCGACAACAGCCACUCCACCACCGCCAAUAGCGGCAACGACCACAACAACUACACCAACAACCAUUCCACCAUCGACAACAGCCACUCCGACAACAACCACUCCAACAACCACUGCAACUACGCCAACAGCAGCAAACGCAACAGGAGAAACACCAACAAUAUCAGGAGAACCUUGAGUCCUUUUGCCAUAGAAGGUCAACAUGAACCUAUAUCGGAAUUGGUGUGGCGGUGUCCUGAUACCAAUCCAGUCAAUUUAACCCCAAAAAUUACGUAAAUCCUAAAUAAAUUAGAACAAAAAU
Molecule: messenger RNA, 1456 nt
Organism: Gigantopelta aegis
Lineage: Eukaryota; Metazoa; Mollusca; Gastropoda; Neomphalida; Peltospiridae
Product: mucin-7-like
Exons: 5
Coding region: 74-1333 (419 amino acids)
Biological process (GO): cell-matrix adhesion
Source: RefSeq, a predicted model, not a curated record